Exophiala mesophila is the source of this 3693-nucleotide messenger RNA. RefSeq lists its product as uncharacterized. The transcript is spliced from 2 exons. Lineage: Eukaryota; Fungi; Ascomycota; Eurotiomycetes; Chaetothyriales; Herpotrichiellaceae. The coding region runs from base 1 to 3576 and encodes 1191 amino acids. The record is from RefSeq and is a predicted model, not a curated record. Gene Ontology annotation, cellular component: microtubule organizing center.
AUGGCAGGCUAUAUCGACACUCCCAAAUUAAGUGAGGCCUCGCGCCUCUCCAAUCUUCUCGACCUCGAAGGACUCUCUCCAGAGAAAUCCUUUGCGGUCCCUUCACAGCCACGAGACCUAAUCAGCCAAAUGAGAAGUGCCAAAAUGCAUGGUAUCGACCUGAAGACACCACGGACCGGCACUCGUGAUCCAUUGCGACUACUACCCAACGGCAACCAUCCCAAAUCAGAGUUCUCUCCAUUCAUGAAAAGCGCCACAAAGAACAACAUGUCACGUCGCCUAUCCAGCAAGAAGCCCGUCUCGGCCUAUACCCCUUCCUUACCUAGACUCGUGGACAUGUCCCAACUCGAAGGCGAAAACACAUCCAGUUCGGCUGGGCGUGUGAUAGACGACACCCCCAUUCCCCAACAAGCGAGUAGCGCGCAUAGCACACCAUUGGCUCAGCUGCCGGCACGAGACAAGGGCGGACUUCUGAAUGAUGGAAACCUAAUGACCCUGCGUGAACAGGAGAACAUCAUCGACAAGAUUGAGAAGGAGAACUUUGGACUGAAAAUGAAGAUACAUUUCUUGGAAGAAGCACUGUCUAAGCGAGGCAAUGAGUUCAAUCAGGCUGCUCUCAAAGAAAACACAGACUUGAAGGUGAAUCGCAUCACCAUGCAACGCGAGUUACACAAGUUCAAGAAGAACAUUGCACAGGCCGAAAAAGAUGCAGAAGUGUACAGACUCCAGCUAGAAGAGUUUAAAGAGCGGAUGAGACGCAAGCAGAUCGAUGAGAGUAUCCGUAUCGAGCUCGAGCACUUACGGCACGAGGCCGACGCAAAAGACAAGAAGAUUGAGAUGCUCGAAGACGCACAAACUAAAGCUCUCGACCAAGAUUUGUCCGGCUCACGGAGGCUCAAGGAUGAGAUUGAGGAUUUACAGGCUGAAGUGAGGGAGAAAGACCGCAUGAUUGACGAGCGAGACGAUCAGAUCGAUGCCCUCAAGAUGAAAGCCAGUAAGGAUUCCAACGAGAUGGCGGAAGUGGAAGAAGAACUUCAAACAGCCAAAGAAGAGAUUGAUCAACUCAAAUACAGCCUUGCCCGACUCGAGACUCAACUCCAGGACGCAAAGGAGUCGCAAGAGGAAGCAUCAGAGGAGAAGAGAAGAGCCGAAGAAGACUUGGACGAACUCCGAGAUGAGAUGGCCAAUAAAUCUUUUACGACCAAGGGACUUAGUCGCCAACUAGAGGAAAAGGCCGGCAGGCUCGAGGACGAGCUACAUGAACUUCGAGAACUGUACGAAAAAUCCGAGUUUGAGCUGGCACAGAAGUCCGAUGCGGAGAAGCAGCUACGAGAACGGCUCCGGGAUCUAGAACGAGAGGGCGCGUCGGAUAAGCGCAGAGUCCAGCAAGAUCUUGAAAUUUCUCAGCAGCAGUGCGAAACGCUAGAACGCAAGCUUACAAGCAUGUCUAAGCAACUCGAGGCCAUAGAGAAGGACCUUCAAGUCAAGACCGAUGAGAAGGAUCUCCUUCAGAAUCGACACGAUGCUCUUACGAUAGAAUCAGCCGAACUCCAGAAAGACCUCGCCAAAGCGCGCAAAUCGGUCCAGGAUGCCGAAUUGGCCCUUGUGGAUGAGCGCCAGAGGGCGGUUAGAAGCGACAACGUCUUGAGAACCCAACAUAAGCAAGAACUCGACCUACUCCACGAGCAAAUCGACGGGCUUCACCGUGAAGUGGCCGCCAAAGAAAGCGAACAUGCGGCACAACUCGAAGCAUGGGAGGCACAGACACGCGCACUCGAGAGUGCUACUGCGAAGGCUGAGGAGAAAUCUAAAGGCCUGCAGCGGACGGUGGACAAACUUCAAGACGCCCAAGGAACACUCUCAGGCCGCGAGCUGAAACUACAAGAGGCCGUAGAGAGCGAAAAGUGCCGUCACGACGAAGAGGAAAAAGUGCUAUUCAGGCAGAUUUCUGAACUGCAACAAGAUCUUGCGACAAAGCGAAACGUGGUCGACCAAGGCCGGAUUGAACUGAGUAAUGCAAAGGAAGAACUGCGAAUCUCGAUCCGGGAACAAGCUACGUUGAAAGAGAAGGUGGCGGAACUCGAGGACGAAAUCGAAAUCUUACAGGCCGACAUUGAACAAGAACAUGAAAUGGCCCAAAUGCAGCAACAAAAGAGCUCGACAAAUUCCGACAGCCUAGUCCAGAAACUCCGACUCGAGAAGCAACAGCUACAAGGCCAGCUUUCGGACGCAAAAAUAGGAAUCAAGAAUGCCGAGUUAGCCUUAGAAGCAAUGGAGAAAGAGCGAGACGAUCUCGAGGCCAAGAUGAAGAUGCAGCAUGCGCAAAAGUCUAAUGACGACACGUUCAACGUCGAUCACGAGAAGCGGGAGCUUAAGCGACAAAAGGUCAGAUUAGAGAAAGAGGUCGCUCAGUUGACGGCAGAACGAGACAACCUAGUCAAGACCAACGAUGCUCUAGAGGACGAGAUCAAUGCCGAAUUGGAACGCGCGACUGAGGAAGAGAAUCGGCUCCAAGCCGAGAUUGAAUCCCUUCGCACCCAGCAGAUGUCUAAAGGAGAGAAUAGAGACCGUGAACUGAACUCUACCCGGAGUAAAGUGGCUCGAUUGGAGGCUCGCAUCAAGGAGCUAGAAGAAUCGUUACAGAACCAGUCAGGCAUGGCCUUGUCGCCCGACACGGAUAUCUCUGAGCUGAGACAUGAUCUCGCUAAAGCCCGCAAAAGCGAGACGGCAUCAUCGAAGCGCGAGUCUGACUUGAAGUCUAUGAAUCGAGAUCUAAAAAUGCGGGUCAAUGAUCUGGAAAGAGAGUUACAUGAAGCCAAUCUCGCUCAGUAUAAGGCUAAAUCUCCAUCGAGGUCGCCACCUCCGUCAAGUUCUCAGGAACUUGGUCAAAUACGCCAGCAGUUGGCCGAUACACAAGCCGAAGUCCAAGCACUCAAGGCGGAGAAGAAUGAGCUUAAAGCACGGGCUAAGAAGCUCACUGAGGAACACGAAGACAUUAACAACAUGUCGAUACAACUCUCGGCGCGUGAUAGUGAGGCUCGUGAAAUGAAGCAUCAUCUCCGACGUCUACGAAAAGAGCGAAGUGUGGCUAACAAGAAGGCGGAGGAGGUCGAGAUAGAACUAGAGUCUCUACAAAGCAAGUACGAGCAUAUGCUAGAACGGCUGAGCUCGGGCAAGUCUAGCAAGGAGGAGAUACGUGAGAGAGAGGUCAAAGGACUGGUGAAGGAGAUCAUAUGGCUUAAGGCACGUUUCAGAAGGGAGGAACGAUUGAGGAAAGACCUGGCUUGGAGCAAAGGAUUCCUAGAGCAAGGUGAAGUGAUGAGAGUUCAAUGCAACCAAGUUGACCUCCGAAUCCUCAAUGAGAUGGGCGUGUCUGUGGAUCAGGCCAAAUAUGAGCGCAAACUGAAACCGGUACAGAAGUUCCGUGCUGGAGUGCUCGUGGUGAUGGCUGCGAUCAGAAUGAGCAAUAUGGAAGAGUCAUGGAGGGAUGCCAGACUGCUUGGGGAAGAGUUGAAAUUGGUGCGAGCGAAACAGACACGACCAAGAUCCAAGUUUGCACGAGUCGUUGAGCUUUGAAGUUAGGUAGAGUCGAUGUUUGAUUGAUGGGGGCGCAAAAAAGAACGAAAUUGUUCUUGGAACAAGUCAACGAAGUCACGAAUGUUGAUCAUCAUCAUAGUCUCGAUGAGAUCGGAA